AAAUUCUUACUGCAGUUUCUGCCUGAGUUUCAUUUUUGUUUAUAUAUUUACUUUCUUGUUGUUCCAGGCCGAGCUGUUUUCCAACUUAAACAUACAUCAGGGCAGAUUGAGACAUGAAAGAGUAACCGGAAACUAGCUACUGUGCACUUGGCCUGCAGACCUUUGUGUCAAGCCCCUCCCUCCCCCACAAUGACCGCCUACUGCCUAACCCCGCCUCUCUCUAAGCUGGAUCAGCAGUGCCAUUGACUGAAUGUUGCCACUGUCUAACCCAGCAUCCCCCAGCAACAGAACAGACUGGGACAGGAGGAAAGAAAGACAGAGAUAGGCUAAGUAAGGAAAAUACAAGGAAGUGCUACAGGUGGAUUCUUGAGUCACUGUGAGGACCUUCACAUGGUGACUUCUAAUGUUAACGUUUUAAACCAGAAACAUGGUCAUUCUGCAACAGGGCGACUAUGUCUGGUUAGACCUCGGAACAGGUCAUGAAUUUGACGUCCCUGUUGGUGCCGUGGUCAAACUCUGUGACUCAGGUCAUAUUCAGGUUCUUGAUGAUGAAGGAAAGGAGCAUAGGAUCUCUCUCCAGAAUGCUACAAACAUCAAGCCUAUGCACCCAACCUCUAUUCAUGGAGUGGAGGACAUGAUCCGUCUCGGAGACCUGAAUGAGGCUGGAAUCCUCCGAAAUCUGUUGAUCCGUUACAAUGACAGAGUUAUAUAUACAUACACAGGAUCAAUCCUGGUAGCAGUGAAUCCAUAUCAGCUUCUGCCCAUCUACACGGCUGACCAGAUCCGCCUCUACACAAAUAAAAAGAUAGGAGAGAUGCCCCCCCACAUUUUUAGCAUUGCGGAUAACUGCUACUUCAAUAUGCAAAAAAACAACAAGGAUCAGUGUUGUAUAAUUAGUGGUGAAUCUGGAGCUGGAAAGACCGAAAGCACCAAGUUGAUCUUGCAGUUUUUGGCGGCUAUCAGUGGGCAACACUCAUGGAUUGAGCAGCAGGUUCUGGAGGCCAAUCCUAUUUUAGAAGCAUUUGGUAAUGCCAAGACCAUACGCAAUGAUAACUCCAGCCGGUUUGGGAAAUACAUUGAUAUUCACUUCAACAAGCGUGGUGCUAUCGAGGGAGCAAAGAUCGAGCAGUAUCUGCUGGAGAAAUCUAGAGUUUGCAGACAGGCACCAGAUGAGAGGAACUACCAUAUUUUCUAUUGUAUGUUAGCAGGCAUGAGCCCUGAUCAAAAGACUAAAUUAGGUCUUGGACUGGCUACAGACUACACAUAUCUCACUAUGGGUAACUGUACAGUGUGUGAGGGGAGGAAAGAUAUGAAGGAAUAUUCCAGUAUCCUUUCAGCCAUGAAGGUCCUGAUGUUUACCGACACUGAGAACUGGGAGAUCUCCAAACUGUUGGCUGCCAUCCUGCAUAUGGGCAAUAUGCGUUAUGAAGCUCGAACCCUUAAAAACCUGGAUACUUGCGUGGUGGUUCACUCACCGGACCUGGCCAAAGCAGCCGCUCUACUGGAGGUGGACCCUCAAGAUGUCAUGACGUGUCUGACCACCCGCACACUGAUCACCAGGGGUGAAAGUGUGUCCACCCCUCUCAGUAUGGACCAGGGGCUGGACGUCCGUGAUGCAUUUGUCAAAGGAAUCUACGGGAGGUUGUUUGUGUGGAUAGUGGAUAAAAUCAAUGCGGCAAUCUUCAGGUCUCCUUCCUCUGAAAACAAGCCUGCUAGCAGGUCCAUUGGCUUGCUUGACAUCUUCGGCUUUGAGAAUUUCACUGUUAACAGUUUUGAGCAACUGUGCAUCAACUUUGCGAACGAGAAUCUGCAACAAUUCUUCGUUCGUCACGUUUUCAAGUUGGAGCAGGAGGAGUAUAACCUAGAGGACAUCAACUGGCAGCACAUCGAGUUUACAGACAACCAGGAUGCCUUGGACAUGAUUGCCAUCAAACCUAUGAAUAUCAUUUCCCUUAUUGAUGAAGAGAGCAAGUUUCCAAAGGGUACGGAUGCUACGAUGCUAAACAAGCUCAAUUCUCAGCACAAACUAAAUACCAACUACAUCACCUCUAAGCACAGUCAUGAGACGCAGUUUGGCAUUCAGCACUUUGCUGGAGUGGUGCAGUAUGAAACUAAGGGUUUCCUGGAAAAAAACCGAGACAGCCUCCAUAGUGACAUCAUCCAACUGGUGCACUCGUCCAAAAACAAGUUCAUCAAGCAGAUCUUCCAAGCUGAUGUUGCCAUGUUUCUAUGUGGCUAUUUGGAGCCCACUGCAUCCCUUCAAAAGGGAGUAGAGACCAGGAAGCGUUCCCCGACUUUGAGCAGUCAGUUUAAACGCUCGCUGGAGCUGCUCAUGAGGACCCUGAGCGUUUGUCAGCCGUUUUUUGUGCGCUGCAUCAAACCCAAUGAACUCAAAAAGCCCAUGAUGUUUGAUAGAAGUUUAUGUGUCAGGCAGUUACGCUACUCUGGUAUGAUGCAGACCAUUCGCAUACGCAGAGCCGGAUAUCCCAUUCGCUACACAUUCGCCGAGUUUGUUGACCGUUAUCGUGUCCUCAUGCCUGGAGUCAAACCAGCGCACAAGCAGGCAGAUCUGCGAGGUACCUGUCAGCGAAUUGUUGUAUUGGUUCUGCAGAAAGAUGUUGACUGGCAAAUAGGAAAGACCAAAAUCUUUUUAAAGGAUCAUCAUGACAUGCAGCUAGAAAUGGAAAGAGAUAAAGCCAUAACUGCCAAGGUCGUUCUCAUCCAGAAAGCUGCGAGGGGGUUGAAGGAGAGAACAAACUUUCUAAAGGUCAAAAGAGCGGUGACAUUAAUCCAGAGGAUAUGGAGAGGCUACAUCUGUAGAAAACACUACACUGCUAUGUGUGUGGGUUUCUUGCGGCUUCAGGCUUUGUACAGGUCACGAAAGCUGUACUUGGCGUAUCAAGCGACCAGAACACGCAUCACUCUGCUUCAGGCUCGUUGCCAUGGUUUCCUGGUGCGGCAGAGGUUCUCCAGGCGCUUCCAUGCAGUCCUGACCAUCCAGGCUUAUGUGCGAGGAAUGAUCGCACGGAGAAUGUGCAAACAUCUCAGAUUAGAGAGGGAACUCCGGUUAGAGGCUGAAAGACAGCGGUUGGCUGAAGAGGAGCGCUUGAGGAACCAGAUGACGGCACGCAGGGCUCGGGCAGAAGCUGAGAGGAAGCACCGGGAGCGUCUGGCACAGCUCGACCGAGAGCAGGAGGAGAGAGAGCAGGCAGAGCGAGAUGAGACCCGCAGGAAAAAAGAGAUGCUGGAGCAGAUGGAGAGAGAGAAACAGGAACCGGUCAACGACUCCGAUAUGGUGGACAAGAUGUUCGGCUUCCUGGGCAAUGCCAACUCCUUCCCCAACCUGGAGGGUGAAGCUCCAGAGGGCUUUGAGGAUCUAGAGAAUGUGACAACAAAGUUUGGGGAAGAUGUCAUUGAUAAGGCUCUUCUGCUUCCCGAUGAUGAAGAGGAAGACCUAUCAGAGUAUACCUUUGUGAAGUUUGCUGCAACGUACUUUCAGGGAAAUGCCACGUAUACAUACAUGCGCCGGCCACUGAAACAACCUCUGCUGUUUCAUGAGGAUGAAGGAGAUCAGCUAGCUGCUCUGGCUGUGUGGAUCACAGUGUUGAGGUUUAUGGGAGAUCUUCCUGAACCCAAAUACCAUAUCAGUAUUAGUGAUGGCAGUGAGAAAAUUCCAGUUAUGACCAAGAUCUAUGAGACGUUAGGAAAGAGGACCUACAAAAAAGAGCUGCUGGCCCUGCAAGUGGAUGAGGAGAGUUCCACCAGUGACAUCCAGAAGAGAAACAGUGUUCGGCAUAAGCUGGUGUCACUCACGCUUAAGAAAAAAUCGAAGAUUACUGAGGAGGUGACCAGAAGACUGACAGACAACGAUUACAUCCUACAAGGAAACAGCAUGCUGGAAGACAGACCCACAUCUAAUUUAGAAAAACUCCACUUUAUUAUUGGCAAUGGCAUUUUACGCCCCACCCUCAGAGAUGAGAUCUACUGUCAGAUAUGUAAACAGCUGACCCAGAACUCAUCCAAAACCAGUCACGCCCGAGGCUGGAUUCUCCUGUCGCUCUGUGUCGGCUGCUUUGCUCCGUCUGAAAAAUUUGUUAAGUAUCUGCGGACAUUCAUUAACAGCGGGCCACCUGGGUACGCUCCUUAUUGUGAGGAGAGAUUAAGAAGAACAUUUGUGAAUAAAACAAGAACACAGCCUCCUUCCUGGCUCGAGCUACAGGCCACUAAAUCAAAAAAGCCCAUCAUACUGCCUGUGACUUUCAUGGAUGGCACCACAAAGACCCUGCUUACAGACUCUGCCACUACGGCUGAGGAGCUCUGCAAUGCUUUGUCAGACAAAAUUGGCUUGAAGGAUCGCUUUGGCUUCUCCUUAUACAUCGCUCUCUUUGAUAAGGUGUCAUCUCUGGGCAGUGGUAAGGACCAUGUGAUGGAUGCUGUGUCACAGUGCGAGCAGUAUGCUAAAGAACAAGGCGCACAGGAGCGAAACGCCCCUUGGAGGCUCUUCUUCAGAAAGGAAAUCUUCACGCCUUGGCACAACCCUGCUGAGGACAGUGUGGCCACCAACCUCAUCUACCAGCAAAUUGUGCGUGGGGUGAAAUUCGGAGAGUACCGCUGUGAUAGGGAGGAGGAUCUGGCCGAGCUGGCAUCUCAGCAGUAUUACGUGGACUAUGGGUCAGAGAUACUACAGGAUCGCCUUAUUAGCCUAAUUUCGUCCUAUAUACCAGAUAGAGAAAUUACAGCCUCCAAGACUGUGGAGAAAUGGGCCCUAAGUAUCACUGCAGCUCUAAAAAAGGGAAUCUACAUGCAGAAGAGGUUUGACUCACAGAGGGUUAAGGAGGAUGUGGUGGAUUUCGCUCGAUUUAGGUGGCCUUUACUUUUUUCACGCUUCUACGAGGCCUUCAAAUUCUCAGGGCCUAGUCUCCCAAAGAAUGAUGUCAUCGUGGCAGUUAACUGGACCGGAGUUUAUUUUGUGGAUGAACAGGAGCAGGUUCUUCUGGAUCUUUCUUUCCCAGAGAUCACGGCGGUCUCCAGCAGCAGAGGAGGAAAGCUGCAGGGACAGAGCUUCACUCUGGGCACCAUUAAAGGAGACGAGUACACCUUCACAUCCAACAAUGCAGAGGACAUCCGGGAUCUGGUCGUCACCUUUCUGGAGGGCCUGCGUUCAAGAUCAAAGUUUGUGGUGGCCAUGGUGGACAGUCAUUACCUUCCUGGGCAAGACUCUACGUUCCUGAGUUUCUCAAAGGGAGAUUUGAUCAUUCUGGAUGAUCACACAGGAGAACAGGUCAUGACCUCAGGUUGGGCUCAUGGCGUCAAUGACAGAACAAAGAAAACAGGAGAUUUCCCAGCAGACUGUGUCUAUGUGCUGCCUACCAUUACCAGGCCAAAAUAUGACAUUGUGAGUCUGAUCACAAUGUCAUCGGACCAACGUAAGGAGUCUAUAAGUUUGUCCCAUCAGAAUCUGCUGGACAGUGGAGAGAAGAUUCAACCCUACACUCUAGAGGAGUUCUCCUACGAUCACUUCAGACCUCCUGCCAAAAGCACAUUAGGUCGUGUGAUACCUAAAGGCAGAGGGAAGGAUAAACUGUGGUGCUGUACCCGUGAACCUCUCAAACAGCCUUUGCUGAAGAAAGUCCUCAAUCAUGAAGAGCUCUCCCAGGACGCUUGUCAGGCCUUCACUGCCAUUUUAAAGUACAUGGGCGACUAUCCCUCCAAGAGAACCCGCUCGGUCAGCGAGCUCACCGAUCAGAUCUUUGAGGGAGCUCUGAAGGCCGAACCACUAAAGGAUGAGAUCUUCUGCCAGAUCAUAAAGCAACUAACUGAGAAUCACGUGAAGUACAGUGAGGAGAAGGGUUGGGAGCUGCUCUGGUUGUGCACCGGCCUCUUCCCUCCCAGCAACAUGCUGCUUGCCCAUGUCCAAAAGUUCCUGCAGUCCAAGAAGCACCAUCCAGUAGCCCCAGACUGCAUGCAGAGACUCCAGAAAGCCUUACGAAAUGGCUCCAGGAAGUAUCCACCUCACCUUGUGGAAGUGGAGGCUAUUCAGCACAAAACCACCCAGAUCUUUCAUAAAGUCUACUUUCCUGAUGACACAGAUGAGGCUUUUGAGGUUGAAUCAAGCACAAAAGCCAAAGAUUUCUGUCUGAACAUUGCUGGCAGAAUGAUGCUUCAAUCCUCGGAGGGUUUCAGCUUGUUUGUCAAAAUUUCUGACAAAGUGAUCAGUGUGCCAGAAGGAGAUUUCUUCUUCGACUUUGUUAGACAUCUGACAGACUGGAUCAAAAAAGCCAGGACUGUAAAAGAUGGUGCAGUGCCUUCGCUGACCUAUCAGGUGUUUUUCAUGAAAAAACUUUGGACUAAUACCGUACCAGGAAAGGAUCCCAUGGCUGAUUCAAUUUUCCAUUACUUCCAGGAGCUCCCAAAGUACCUGCGUGGCUACCACAAGUGCUCUCUUGAGGAGGCCUUCCAGCUGGCUGCUUUAAAUUACAGGGUAAGGUUUGAGGAGGACAAAUCUCAGCUUCUCAAUCUCCCCAAGAUGUUGAAAGAGCUGGUUCCUCAGGACCUCAUACGACAGCUCUCACCCGAUGAUUGGAAACGGGCUAUCAUCACAUACUUCAAUAAACAUGCAGGAAAAUCUCGGGAGGAAGCAAAACUGAUGUUUCUAGAAAUCAUUUACAAUUGGCCUACUUUCGGAUCUGCCUUUUUUGAAGUCAAGCAAUCCACAGAUCCAAAUUUCCCAGAAGUCCUAUUGAUAGCGAUCAACAAGCUUGGCGUUACACUUAUUGAUCCCAAAACAAAGGACAUUUUGGGAACGCAUCCCUUCACUAAAAUCUCAAACUGGAGUAGUGGACAUACAUAUUUCCACAUUACCAUUGGUAACCUAGUCAGAGGAAGCAAGCUGCUGUGUGAAACAUCACUGGGAUAUAAGAUGGAUGAUCUUCUCACCUCUUACAUCAGUCAGAUGUUGACAACUAUGACCAAACAGCGCAGUUCACAUGGAAACGGCAAAUAGUAGAAAAGGUUUUCAAUGGUGCACUGUUAAAUUAUGGUACAAAAUACAGUACAGAUCCUACACAUGGGUGUUUCAUGCAGGAUUUAUAGAGAACUGGAAUAUUUAUUUGAUUAUUACAUGCCAAUCCUGCAGGCAUACUGUGUCCUAAUACAGUUCUCAAUAUUUAGAGCCAUCAUUUUUAUACAUGACCACAUAAUGAAUCUUUUUAGUAUUAUGACUUUUUCAUACCAGAGCCUUAAUUGUAAAUUGUGACUUUGAUUUUGACCAUAGCAUUUUUCUUUGUCUUUUAUUGUCAGUGAAGAACAUGUGUAAUUAAAAUGCUAAAUCCUGAAUCCGACCUAAUUUAGAUGUUCCUGGUUUCAGCUCAUUGUUUAAUUCAAUUUUGCAAAUUCAAUGCAUCAGAAAGAUUUUGAAAUGCCGCAAUACUUGGUUUUGCUACUUACCUCAAAUAUUACUUGAUUUUCAUCCUAGUCAUGCCUUUAGGUUAUAAUAAAGCUUAAUUUUCUAUGAUUUUUACUGAAAUCAUUGGCACAUAAACAUCACUUUAUUAGUAUUUUGAAGUUUCAUCUAAAACGAUUGGCUUCAUUCAGCAUACAAUAAUUGAUCUUUGUAAAUGAUUUGUAUGCAUUUUAUCAGUUUGAAUCAUCGUAAUAAUUUAUUUUGACAAAUGAUUGCAUCUUUAAACUUUUGUUUAAAUUGUUUAUUCACCUUGUUGUUACAAUAUCUUGUAAUUGUUUUCUUAUGACAUGUAAAGUGCAUUGUGAAACAGGAUUUUGAAGAAAAAUAUAUCUUUUACUUCAGCAUAAACAAACGCUAAAAUGAGGAAAACAAAUACAACUAAUUAUCAUGAAAGAAACUUAAGGCAGAAGAAAGCAGCUUGAGAUGUUAUUUAAUUGGUAAAUAUUGAACAAAUGUUUUUAAUGUAUUGUUACCAUAAAAUGUUGAAUU
Misgurnus anguillicaudatus (oriental weatherfish) is the source of this 7951-nucleotide messenger RNA. RefSeq names its product myosin VIIAb (gene myo7ab). Gene Ontology annotation, cellular component: cytoskeleton; myosin complex. Gene Ontology annotation, molecular function: cytoskeletal motor activity; protein binding; ATP binding. NCBI's taxonomy places the organism in Eukaryota, Metazoa, Chordata, Actinopteri, Cypriniformes, Cobitidae. The record is from RefSeq and is a predicted model, not a curated record.